Tyto alba (common barn owl) is the source of this 7685-nucleotide messenger RNA. It is a transcript of the gene C2CD2L, whose product is annotated as C2CD2 like. NCBI's taxonomy places the organism in Eukaryota, Metazoa, Chordata, Aves, Strigiformes, Tytonidae. Gene Ontology annotation, molecular function: phosphatidylinositol transfer activity; phosphatidylinositol binding. Gene Ontology annotation, biological process: positive regulation of insulin secretion involved in cellular response to glucose stimulus. Gene Ontology annotation, cellular component: cytoplasmic side of apical plasma membrane. The coding region runs from base 81 to 2108 and encodes 675 amino acids. The transcript is spliced from 14 exons. The record is from RefSeq and is a predicted model, not a curated record.
GGAGGUGGCAGCGGCCGGGGCCGGGCGGCGGGCCGGCCGCCAUGCCUGCCGGGCCGCCGUGAGUCGCUCUGCGCGGCGCCAUGGGGCCGCCGGAUCCGGGCUGGGCCGCGCUGGUGCUGCUCUUCGCCGCCUCGCUGCUCACGGUCGCGGCCUGGCUGCUUCAGUACUGGCGUUCCGCGGCUCUGCGGGCGCCGCGGCGGCGCGGGGCGGUGGCGGAGGAGGCCGGGGCCCGGGCGCUGCUCGCCGCGCUGCUCGCCCUCCGGUCCCUCCGGGAGCAGUGGCAGAGGGCCUGGGUGCGAGCCCUCAACAGCCAGGCGCGCCGGCACGGGAGUUCGGUGCAGAUCACGUUUGAAGAGGGUCUUCACUUACCACCGGCCACGAAUAUAAGUCGUGUGACGUGCAAGGGACAGUCGGACCGCAGCAUGGUGCUAAACUGCCAUCUGUCAGCCGAAGCUGUGAAAUUCCCCGUCUCUGUUACUCAGCAGUCCCCGGUCGCUGUUUCUGUGGACACCUAUCACGUCACUUUGGCUGUGCGGCAGGCUCAGGUGGAGAUCCGCUUGGAGGAGAUACAGAACGAAGGCCUCCUGGUGUCGUGGACGUUCAAGGACAGGCCGGACUUGAACCUUUCGGUUCUUCCGAGGCUUCAGCUUCCCGAGAAGAACGAAGGGAGAGCGGAUCUGUCCACUGUAAAGGAUCUGAUCGAGGAUACCGUUGUCAGCACGCAGCCGGCCAUGAUGGUGAAUCUGAAGGCCUGCGCCGCUGGAGUCGGUAUGGUACCCUGCAGUAAGUUGACGCGAGAGUCCCCGUCUGCGGUAGCGGCAGCCCCUCUGGGUUCUAAGCUGUUGCUCCGGAAUCUUCGGGUGCUGAACUUGGGCUGCCAGGGCAAGGGAGGACUUGGGGGGAUACGCUGCGUGGCAGAACUGGACAGCCCCCCGCAGCAGAAGCGGACGAGGCCGGUGACGGCUGCCGGUGCCGCAGCAGAGAUGGAGUGGACCGAGGAGCUCUUCCUGGACUUGGGACCUAGAAGUAAAGAGCUGAAGCUACAGGUGCUGGGGAACAGCGAUGGAGGCGAAAACGUGCUGCUGGCGCGCGCCACGCUUCCGCUUGAUUCUUUGGGCAAACGGCCAUCUGGGAGACGGGUCUGCGCGCUGGCUCCGGGAGCCGGGCGGUCGCUGGCGGCCGAAGCUACCAUUACGUUGGAGCUGCUCUUCCAAGAGUCCCCCGCAUCGCUGAAUGCUCGGCACGCCGCGUCUCUGAGAACCAGCAUCACCCCCACGAAGAAGGUGGAGAUGGACCGGACCGUCAUGCCCGAUGGCACCAUUGUGACUACCGUCACCACGAUUCAGUCCCGGCCCAAGGCAGACUGCAAACUGGAUUCGCCAUCCAGGUCCCCUUCCAAGGUGGAAGUGACCGAAAAGAAGACAACGGUGCUUUUGGAGAGCGGCUGUCCCCCUGGCCCCUCGCCCAGUGGGGAUAGCCGUGCGCCCAACGGCUUGGAUCCAGUGGCUGAGACGGCGAUCAGGCAGCUCACCGAGACGAAUAACAAGCCCGCCAAGAAGACCCCGACGAAACGUAGCACGCUGAUCAUCUCAGGCGUUUCCAAGGUACCUAUUGCUCAAGACGAAAUGGCACUUUCUCUGGGUUACGCCGCAUCCCUGGAGGCCACGGUGUACGGGGAUCCUGUGGCGGAGGACGCGGCUGACCGGAUGCGCGGUCCUACAGAAGCGUCCCAGCUGCUGGAAACGUCGCCGUCGGUUCGAAGGGCCAGUCAGGAGCUGGAUGAGACGACGCGAUCAGACGUCUCCGAGAGGCCGUCGGUGGAAGACGUCGAGUCUGAAACUGGCUCCACGGGAGCCCUUGAGACCAGGAGCUUGAAAGAUCACAAAGUUAGCUUUCUUCGGAGCGGUACCAAGCUCAUCUUCCGGAGAAGGAGCAAGCAGAAGGAAGCGGGCCUGAGCCAGUCGCACGACGACUUGUCCAACGUUACCGCCGGUUCUGCCGCCGGGAAGAAAGCCGGCAGCUUCUCCCGCCGCCUCAUCGAGCGCUUCUCCUUCAAGUCUAAAUCCAAACCCAAAGCUAGCGACGGCACGACGGCAGGUGAGAACUGAAGGAGGGAGAAGCCCGUCGGAAAGAUUGCACAGAGCUCCUUUUCUAGUCUCUCGUCUUCCCGCUCCGCGGUAUCUGUGACCUGCAGUCCGGUUCCUUCCCGCCUCGGCUGAGGGAAGACGCCCCGGUGCUGUCUGCCGUCCGGGGAGCGGAGGUGGCGAACCUGGAGCUUAGGCCGCUCAUCCGCCUCGGCUCAGCCUUCUCUGACUGUCGUACCCCACUGUGCUCUCCCGCAAAAUCCAGGUGGUGCGCUAAUCCCUGGGGGGCUCCCAGGAGCUGCAGAAGUGACUCUGCCUGUGUGGCUGCGUGACCUUACCAGGGGCGUCCCGGGAAGCAGCGUUGGGGGGGAUCUUGAGGCACAGCCCUCGGAGUUAAAGAUUGAGAAACUACCGGGUUCGCUAAGUUGCCGAGAAGCGUGGGAUUGUAGCCUCGCUCGGCUCUUCUGGUGACACAGAAUGACGCGGUUGCUGGCCAUCUACACGCUCGCGUUGCUUCCGCUCGGUGCAGAGGCCGUGACCUGACGGAGAUGCAGGGUGGUACGGGGCGAUGCGUUCCUGGGCUGUGAGCUGGCGGGAGAACGAGCCACGGGCCUCCACCCGGCUCUGCCGUUGGAACGGUCUUGGGUUUGGACAGUGCCGAGGGACGCGUGCUUUCUGUGCUAUGCGGAUGAAGGAAGGAGACUCCGAGAAGAAGGAAUUUCUCGCUGCCGGGUGAGUGUUUGUAGAAGCCCGGGCCCUCGCAAGAAUGUCUGGCUGGUGCCGCCACGCUGUGACGCAGCCCUCCUUUUGCGUCCCCGUUCUCGGACGGGGCCAGGGCCGUGCCGCACGCACGCCAGCCGUCGUACGAGUGGAACCCUUUCCCUCGGGGCAGUUUGGGGGCACUGCCGAUGGGACGCCGGGCCGUCUUCCUUACCCGUGGAGUGCCCGGACUCUCGUGGCCUCGUGGUUCUUGCGCUGGGGACGGACGAUGCUAGCGAAAGGGCGGUCUGACGUGGAGUCCGGUGAAGUCGCGUGGCGGAAAGAGGCAAGAGUUCCCGCGUUUGCACUGACGAAAAGGUUUCUUGCGGUAGAAGGAGCCUUUCUUGAUUGCAUCUGGUAUUGCCUUUCUUCUGGCGAACCCGAUCCACCGUGUUCAAACGGCGGGCGUUUCCGCGGCGUGUAUUUGCAGAGGGAGAGGCGUGCGGGGGAAAAUCGACUCCCUGCGCGGAAGGAGAUCCCCCUUCCAGAUGAAUGGUUUUUCCGGUCUCCUGGCGCGUGAACGUUGCGGAUGUCCCCAAAGGCCCCGGUUGGAUAGUGUAACGCCUCUCUUUGGAGAAACGCUUGUGCCCCGUCGUCGUGCCUGGUUUGAACGGAAGCUCCUUCUCUCCUGCGGGCCGGACAGUUAAGGGAGAUGGGACAGAGGGGAGGGAAAACCUCGCCAAAGAGCGAUCGCCUGGCCCUGGCGGGAUUUGCAAGCUCUGCUCUCCCGUUAAGGUAUCUCCCGAGGUGGGGGCUGUCACCCCGCCGUAUCCAGGAUGCGACCGACUGGAAAAUCGGUAGCUCUCUCGGCAGCGUGCGUAAAACAACAUGUCGCCUUCUUCGGAAGGACGAAUCUCGGCUGGUUGUUGCGUGCUGUUUCCGAAGACCGGUGUGUGUUCGAUAUGCCACUGCGAAAGGAUUUUCGGGCAAGAAUUUCGGGGUCUGUCUUUGAAAGUACAGGGAGGUAGGGAAGGCCAGAGUCGCCUGGGGCGCUUGGAGGGAAGGCGUUGGUGCGAGCCGGUGAGGGGGGACUCACUCCCGGGUUUCCUGGCAAUUCGCCACAAGGUUGGGCCCGUGUGAGAAAUUGGACCGGUCUGGCUGGCUGAACUUCUCCCCCUGUUUGGUUUGGUCUGGGUGUCUUUCUGGCCGUCCCUGAGCUCUUUCACGUCUUCUAUCCUUUGUUUCUUUUGCCACCUGCGUGGUACAGUGGCUUCGUUCGCAGCUCUGUGCGCUGCGGAUGUUGGCGCGCUCGCAGUUUCUCGCCGAAGAUAGUGUUCCUCGAUGUGAGCGAUCAGUUCCUGCUGCGGCACCGGUGGAUGUUGGCGAUCUGCAGCUUGCCUCUGGCGAUCCGGCUGCCGGAGCGAGGCGGCCCUUCCUUCGCGGGGUCGGUGCGAUGUCGCACGUGGCGCCGUCCCUCGCGGGCACGCCCUUGCUCCCAAAGCCUCGGGGUUCGGUUCCGCUUUGGCGUUCUCCCUUGCACUGCCGUCCCCGCUACGACCACGCCUCCGUUACCGACGACGCGCGACGCUCUGCCUUUGGGCUUCGCUUAUUCUUUUCCGAUACCGUGUCCAGGUCGCUGUGAAGGAAAAGCGCUCGCCGAGCUCAGACAGCAUCGCUUCUAUAGCAGGACGGCCGUGAGACUUUGUGUCAGAAAUGCCGGCGGCUCUUCAUCUGCAGGUUUAUGGCAGGACCUUCCCCAGAUCCUCGUUUAGGAGUCCCGUAUUCUUUUCUUUAUACUGAGGGAGCAGCUCAAGCUGUCUUGGUGCAGAGCGGCUGGAGGCAAAUGCCCGAGGCUCCCACCCGCACUUCCGAAGCGUGAAUCGGGCUCGCGUACGCAAGGACGGCCGUGAGGGCUAGCGAGCGUUGUCCUCGUUGCUGUAGACCGGAGGCGAAAGAGGUGGGUGGGGUGUGUGUCCGACAAAGACGGACCUGGAUUUUGACCGGAACAGUUUGGUCUGGCUCGGAGGAAGCUCGAUAGGAAAGCUAUCGAAACCAAACAGGAACGCAAGUUCCUCGCUGGCCUCGGGGAUCAAGGAUCCCUUUCUAGCUGCGUCAAAUAGGCAAUUGCUGCCACGUGUCCGCGGUCUUUCUCAAAUUUAUUCCCGGUUUGUUGGCUCUAGGCCACACCUGCCGAUGAAUCGCAGCAGAGGUGUGCUGUUUCUGAUUGUGAGCUCUGACCCGGCGAAAGACUCGUCUGGGCAUCUCCUGCACUGCGGUCCGUGGAAUGAAUGGAACAGGGGCCGCGUGACGCUUGGUGUGUGUUGUCCCUUGAAUUUUUGGCAGUGCUUUUUAGCACGGGCAGCAGACCGCUAUGAAAGGUCGUAUCUGGUUCGGUAGCUUGCAGAGGAAAGGGAUAUCGUUGAGCGCUGACGGAGCAUAUCACUGGCACUGCUUGUGUUUCCUAUCGGCGAUGUACUGCCUGCCAUUCCGUUGCUUCUCAAAGUGGUACGCUGUAGGACUGAUACCGUAACCUUCUGACCCUCUCUGAAACGCUCUCUCUAAGCACGGACCGUUUCUUCGGGGUGUUUGCGUAAACGGUCGUCGGCAGGCCGUAGGGGUAAGGGGAACGGCUCGGGUGAGUGCACCGGGAGUUUUGUAGAUCUGAUACGCUCCCGAUUAACGUGUCGAUCCUUUCUCUUGGUAUCCGUACGUGGCUCCUUUUCUUGCGUGCACGGUUGUUUUCGUCCCCCGAGUAGCAGGCAGCCGGUUUUGUUAGUCCUGGCUACGGAAGCACGGAGGACCCUCCCGCCUUCCCGUAGCUGACAACGGUAACGAAUCCGCCUCAUGGGGAAAGUGUCAUCGUUGGCUCGAGAAAAGAUUCUUCGAUCCUAAUCUUCUCAGAAGGAAAGGGACGGUCACAUAGGUCUUUGCCUUUAUGGCUUCUGUAAGCCAGAGCCCCGGGGAGUUUGCCCCGUAGGACCGCUGUCGAGAAAUUCUCUUUUGUAUUUCGGACAGAAGAAAUGCCAUUUGAAAUGUACGUUGCCCCGUUUAACUUCUUCCAGAUAGCCGUGCCCUCACCUCGGUGCCGGUGUGGGGUCCGUGGCAUUUGGAAACGCCUGGGAUCGCAGAGCAAUGGUGUGCCCGGGUGCGUGAUGCGGGCCGCCGUUGGACUUUCUAGACUGGAAUGAUCUGCGGUUGACAGGUUGCUGUCUCGGGGUAGGUUCGGUGUUUGCACCUUGUGAAAUCGGUCCUUAACCGAAUAUGUGGGGGAGGAGGAGCGGCAGAGCGGCGGGCUUGAACCCGCGGAGGCUUCCGAAGGAGUUCAACCUGCUGAUGAGGGCCCGUUCUCCGCACGCUGUGUUUUGCUGCCGGCUGUGCGGAUAGAAACGGUGACUCGGUGAUUGGGAAAUGAAGCCAAAAGUAUACAUUUUGGGUUUGGGGCUGGUUGGUUUGUUGUUGUUUUGGUUGGGGUUUUUUUUGUUUGUUUGUUUGUUUUUGUUUUUUUUUUUUUCUAAUUUAUUUGGGGGUAGAGGAGGUGUGGUGUUGCGUGGGCAUUGUUUUCCGUUGGUUUGCUGUGGGUUUUUUUGGGGGGGUGUGCUGUUUUGCGUUGGUGUUUUGUUUUGUUUUCUUUUGGUUUGGGGUUUUUCGUUUGUUUGUUUGGGUUUGGGUUUUGUUUUUGGCUAUUUUGGCUGAACAGAGUUACCAGAACUUACCCGUGCUCUGUGUUUUUACUUCUCUGAAGAAAACAGAUUUCUCUAGCCCUCGGUACACUUGUAAGUGUAUUUCUGUCUAGAUACAUCCUCUUCCCGUGUUUCGGUAAGGUUUUUUAAGAGCCUCCCCGUUGAGAAAACUGUCGGUCUCGGCCCGCGAGGGGUGUCCUCUCGAGGUGAGAGAGAAAACAGGCACGGGAAGAAACGGAGAACUAUAAAAGCUCAGUGAUUUGGGUGGGCCGUAGGAUCUGCUGCCACGGAUGUCUGACGGAGGCUCGACGCCUGGAGAGGGUGUGCCGAGGCAGCGUACUCGAGGACGCAGGGAUGGCGUGCGUGCACGGGUGUUGGCGCACACUCGUAAUCGGUGUGCGCCCGGCGAAUGCCGGUACCGGCCGCGCCACAAAGUGAUUGAGGACGACGGGGCCGAGCGGUGGGUCGGGAGGGCGGCUCCCCCGGCUUCUGUUUCGUCUGCAAAAUAGUUCUGCCGCAGCCCUCUGCGGGGCAGAGUCGAGCAAGCGAGUCCAACCUCUGCCCCCGCGAGCACCCUCACACUGCUUAUGCAGUCGAGGAUGGAGUUUUCGGCAGACUGGCUGAAGUCGGGGACGAUGAGGGAGGGGCUACUCGGGCUAGUCAGAAAACGGGUCAGGGCCAGGGGCCGUAACGAACGCUUCUUCAAAGCGAUGGAGGAUGACCACGGGCACGCGCUGUUUCUCGAGUAGAACCGGGUGCGUGGCAAAGCGUAAGCUUGCAGGUGGUUUUGUUCCGCUUUUCUGUCUUAAGUGGUGCCGCUUCCUUCCUGUGACAGCUUCUCUCGGUUCGUCGAUCGCUGCGCCUACGGAGAAGUAAUUUCUGGGUCGCUGGUGAGAUGCUUGAAUGCUGGGUGGCUUGCGUCUGCUUGUUUUGGGGUCUUUUGCACCGUUCUCCCCUGCCACCUCCUGGGUCACGGCGAGCGUCACGGUAGAGUAACAAUCCUAGUGGCGGUCCAACUUUGGAAACGGUCUUUGUGUCCUUGUGGUAUCGCGGCUCCUUCUACAGCCAUGACUGCUCCACGCCGCCUUUCCUCGCUCGUACGGGUACUGGACCGAAUACCCAUGCUGAAUUUGAAUUAGCGCCCCUCCUCGUGCGUGCUCUUUUGUACCUUGAUGCCUUCUCUCUGGGUGGAUUAUUUUAACCCCGGAUUGUUCAGAGGAGG